GGUUCCAAUCUCGAUACCUACAUGGAAGGAUGUUUUAGUGGAACAAAAAAAUAAAAUCUGGGAAGGCAUAAAGUUGUCAUUUUUGUUGCGUCCAGAACACAAAAGAAUGGUCUUAAUCUCAGCAGGAGCAAAAUGGAGAGAGUUCAAGAGUCAUUUGACCACCCGCUACAUUCUCCCACAUAGAGAUAACCUUGAAAUUAUCGAAUCUCGACCAAAGGACUAUCUUUUCAUUAAUCAAGAUGACUGGGAGAUUUUUGUACAAGAUAGGUUAUCUGACUCAUUUCUAGAACUCCAUGAGAAACAAAAAAGAAAACGAGCCUUAAGUAAGUAUCCUCAUCGGCUGUCACGUAAAGGGUACGCUGGAUUGGAGGAAGAACUGUCUGCAACUAUGGAUGAAGCUGAACUUGAUCGUGCAACCAUGUGGAUCAAAGCACGUCAAGAUAAGAAUGGAGGAUUUAAAGAUCCUUUAGUAGAGGAGAAGGCCAAAGAAAUUGCUGAUUUGAAGAAAAAAGAGGCUGAGGGAGAGUUAAGCACUUCUGGUUCAGAUGAUGUGUUAACUUUAGCAUUAGGAAAUCCUGAGCAUACUGGAAUAAUUAGAGGUGUAGGGGCAAAUGUGAGGCAAGCUGCAUACUUUAACCUCCCAAAACGCCGAAAGCAAAGUGUUGAACAGAGUCUUAGGUUAAGUGUUCAGAAAAUAAUGGAACAAGAAAGGGAGAAGAUUCUAGCAAAAGAACGAGCAAUUUGGGAGGAGAGGUUGAAGACGUUAGAAGCAAGGGUGUUGAUGAAUCCUAUGGUAACUGAAUCCCCCAAAGAUUCCACCAUUGAUAGGGAAGUUGGUUCUGGACAAGGAAGUUCAAAUAUGCAUGAGAAGGCUGCCAACGCAAUUGAAAAACAGAUUCCCUCCACUGUUAGAAAGUCUUUGGAUUUAGAACCUCAUGUUGAGGAGCCUGUGGAAGUUGUGAAUCCCAUUGAUGGUGUGAAUUUGAAUGCUAUUGAGAAGGGUCAGCCAAUUGGUCUCGUGGUUGUUGAUCUGGAAAUCCAGGAGGGUGAAUUUCAGGCACAGACAAUUGGGAAAGAGUGCCAUUUAGCUUUAGGUUCAACCGAUAACGUUGUAGCUAUUGCAACAGUUAUAGAAGUCAAUAAUGAAAACAACAGCCAGCUUAUCCAUGGUGUUCCAUUGGGCGAGGGAAACAUGCGUGUAUCGAUUGUACGCUCUCUAGUGGAUGAAGCCAAGCUUCCAUUUCCAAUCGAAAACGAAAUAAUGACGGUUCGUGAUGCUAUUGGGACUUAUGUGGCUUGGCCUAAAAACCUUAUUGUUUUUCCAGUAGAGUUUCAGAAAAUGGCAGCAAAGAGUAGAGGAAUGAGAAAGAGAAAAAGAGUAGAAGAAGAUAAGUAUCAUGAAGAAGAUAUAGACAUGGCAUCAUUGCCAACAACCCUCCCUCCCUCCCUUAAAGCGGUAUGCAUAUGGGCCAAAGAAACACUCACAAAUGGGAAGACAAUUAUCUGCAAUUUUGAUGAAAAGAUUUUUGGACAUUCGUUCAAAACAUGUGUGAAUAAAAACGAUGUUAAUAACUUUGCCACCAUGAAGGAAGUAUCGGGCAGCUGCAUCAGCAUCUAUAUGAGCCAUCUUUAUGGUGUGUUGAGGAAGUCAAAGAUGGUGGACAUGGUUGGAUUUAUGGACAGUACAAAAACUGGUGCCAUUGGGUGUGGCAAUCCAAUUGAGCGUUCCCGUGCAAUAGCCGAUAGGCUGAAAAAGGCAAAGCGUGGCCAGAUUAUUUUGUUGCCAUAUAACUCAGGUUGUCACUGGAUGCUGACUGUAAUAAACUCUGAAGAAGACACAGUCUACUUCAUGGACCCAUUAAAGAGGAGACUAAUUAUGGGAGAGUGGAAGAACAUUGUUGACAACGGCAUCAAAAUAUAUAAUGCACAAGUCAAAAGGCAAGGCAGAAAAGCAACUACCUGGAAAAACUGUGCGGGUAUUCUGGAGCAAAAGACCGACAAGGAUUGUGGAUAUUUUAUAAUGAGAUACAUGAAGGAAAUAGUGGAGGAUAAAAACUUGGACUUUUUCACCAAGUGGGAGAGAAGAAGUAAAGCAGCAUAUUUCCAGGAGGAUAUCGAUGUGGUCAGAACUGAGUGGGCAAAGUUUGUGGUUAAAACAUAUAUGUAA
Molecule: messenger RNA, 2167 nt
Organism: Rosa chinensis
Lineage: Eukaryota; Viridiplantae; Streptophyta; Magnoliopsida; Rosales; Rosaceae
Exons: 12
Coding region: 107-2167 (686 amino acids)
Biological process (GO): proteolysis
Molecular function (GO): cysteine-type peptidase activity
Source: RefSeq, a predicted model, not a curated record